Dracunculus medinensis (Guinea worm) is the source of this 1617-nucleotide messenger RNA. The record is from the annotation of a GenBank genome assembly. Lineage: Eukaryota; Metazoa; Nematoda; Chromadorea; Rhabditida; Dracunculidae.
UUGGUUACUGCGAAAUAUCAGAAUGAAGAACGCACUGCUUCGAUAAGUUCAAUUGACGCUUCAUGUGAUGCUACUGAAAUUAUACGAGGAUUAUCACCAGAUACCGAUUGUAGCGGACGAAAAGUUUCAUUUAGUACUGCACCGAUCAAGGUAUUUUCAACCCAUAGUGUAACAGAAUAUGACCGUCGAAAUGACGAUAUAGAUCCAAUAGCUUCAUGUGCAGAAUAUGAAUUAGAGCGAAGACUUGAUAAGAUGCAGAUUUUUGAUGUACAACUUGAGAAAGGUGUCGAGGGUCUUGGUGUAUCAAUAAUCGGAAUGGGAGUGGGUGCAGAUUCUGGCCUCGAAAAACUUGGAAUAUUCGUAAAAAGUAUCACACCAGGUGGUGCGGUACAUCGAAAUGGUUUAAUACGUGUUUGUGACCAGAUUGUUAGUGUUGACGGUAUUAGUUUGGUCGGUGUCAGUCAAAUAUUCGCGGCUGAAACGCUUCGUGCAACUGGAAAUAAGGUUACUUUUACGAUAGGUCGGGAAAUUAAUCUUGAGGAAAGUGAAGUGGCUCAAUUAAUUAAACAAUCAUUAGAGGCAGAUCGUCUGCACGAAUCGGAACAUGUUGAAGAUGAUAUAGAAACGGAUGAAAGUGAUGAAACUCCUGUAUCGACGACAAGAAGAUUUUCAGAAGAGGAACAGAAAAUUCGAGAACGAAUAACCGCACUUGAAGUGGAAUUGACUGAGUCGCAGAAGAAGGCCGAUCAAAUGAAGAUCGUUCUCGAGAGCUCAAGAACUCAUUACGCUAUGUUAGAGAGUAAAUAUGAACAAGCAAAUCAACUUUUACGAAGUUAUCAAGAAAGAGAAAAAGAAUUGCUUGAACGGGAAGAAGCACAUGUUGAUCAACUUCGACAAAAGGAUGCUCAUUAUAGUACUUUGGUGUCGCAGUUAAAGGAACGCAUUGAAGAACUUGAAAAGAAACUUGAAGAAAUGGCACAAAGGCGAACGGAUGUGAUGGAAGGUGAACUUAUGGAACUCAAAGAACAAUUGGCUGCACGUGAUGUUAGCCCAGCCCUUGCUUAUAAACCAACUUGUUCUACUGAAAAUCCUCAUGAGAAAGUGGUGGCAGUCAAAACUAAUCGAUUGCCAUUGUCAAUUUCUCGUCAUAAUGGUUGCGGAGAACAUUAUGAUAGUUGUCCCGAAUCAUGUGAUGAUCAGAAGUCGUCUUGUGAUAGUCCUGUCCCUCGUAUUUCAGAGCCAGCGAGUCCAGCCAUGCCGCAUAAAUUUGCUCAUAAGAAAAUUCUUUUUCCACUUCGUCAUGAACAUGAGUUUUGGCGUGACACUUUCCACUCAGUUCGGGGGCUUCAAGUAUUGCAUUGGACACGUGAUGAUGUUUGUCAGUUAUUAAUCCAAAUGGGUCUUGAUAAAUAUAUUCCUGAAUUUACUGUAAACGAGAUCAACGGCACCAAAUUUCUUGAUUUAGAUGGCAGUAAAUUGAAGGCAAUUGGCAUCCAGAAUCAUUCAGAUAGAGCCGUCAUUAAAAAAAAAGUUAAAGCAAUAAAGUCAAAAAUAGAACGAGAACGAAAGACAUUAGAAAAAGAAAGCCGUCAGCGUACUGUUGCACCGUUGCAAUAA